Messenger RNA from Oryzias latipes (Japanese medaka), 6090 nucleotides. Lineage: Eukaryota; Metazoa; Chordata; Actinopteri; Beloniformes; Adrianichthyidae. The record is from RefSeq and is a predicted model, not a curated record.
AAUGUAUCCGUUUAGCUUGACUGACAUCAUCUGACCAGACUGACAUGUUUUUUAGUGGAUUCAAUCGCUCAAACUUUGUUCAGACUGCGCGUAACGAAGAACCACAGAAUCUGCGUUAACGCAGCUCUCACAAACGCAAAAAAAUGACACUGCUCAAUGACAAUUCGCUUAUGGACUAUACUGUCUGGUUGUUUAAGUCAAAGCGAAGAAAAAGGAUCAGUAGUCAUUUUUAAUAAAAAAAAAAAAAAAAAGACCAAGAGUAACAGAAAAAUCUAAACUUUAUGGGAGAAUCAAGAAAAAACGCACCAAGCUGAGAGGUUUGCUGCGCGCGCGCGCGCGUCACGCCGGUCAUCAGGAACUCAUCCACGAGUCUAUCUGGGAUUAGAUGUGCUUCCAGUCAAAAAAACAUUCAGUGCAUGCCCGUGCACCACGAAGUCCAGUCUCUUCUUCAUCGUUCGGCUUGUGCAUCAUUUGGAAACGUUUUCUCCAUGAGCUCCAGGUCCUUGACCAGUCGCAUUUGAUCCGGAUACAAGCAGAAGAACGAUGACGAUCCACGUCGAGGGCCUCGUGGCUAUCGUGAUUUUCUAUCUCGUGAUUCUGUUUGUGGGGAUCUGGGCUGCGUGGAAGAACAAGAACUCUGGAGUCGGUGAAAGUGGAGACCGGAGUGAGAGUAUAAUGGUCGGGGGAAGAGACAUAGGAUUGUUCGUCGGCGGAUUCACAAUGACUGCCACCUGGGUGGGUGGCGGUUACAUCAACGGAACAGCAGAGUACGUUUACCUGCCAGACUAUGGCCUGGCCUGGGCACAAGCACCGUUUGGUUAUGCACUCAGCCUAGUAGUAGGCGGUCUUUUCUUUGCCAAACCGAUGCGGUCACGUGGAUACGUCACGAUGCUGGACCCCUUCCAGCAGAUGUACGGGAAAAGAAUGGGGGGUCUUCUUUUCAUCCCUGCUCUGAUGGGGGAAAUCUUCUGGUCUGCAGCCAUUCUGUCUGCAUUAGGUGCCACACUCAGUGUGAUUGUGGACAUAAACAUUGACAUUUCAGUGGUACUCUCAGCGCUGAUUGCUAUCUUCUACACUCUUGUUGGAGGACUUUACUCUGUAGCAUAUACAGAUGUAGUCCAGUUGUUCUGUAUCUUUUUGGGCUUGUGGAUCAGCGUGCCUUUUGCCCUUUCCAACCCUGUUGUGUCAGACAUCACUGUGACAGCCAACGAGAAAAUAUAUCAGUCGCCCUGGCUGGGCAAAAUCAAGCCCGAGGAUAGAUGGCUCUGGGUAGACAAUUUCUUUUUGCUGAUGUUGGGGGGGAUUCCCUGGCAGGUCUAUUUUCAACGCGUUCUCUCUGCCUCUUCAGCUACUUAUGCUCAGGUUCUUUCCUUCCUCGCCGCCUUUGGCUGCUUGGUCAUGGCCGUUCCUUCGGUCCUCAUUGGAGCUAUAGGCGCUUCAACCGACUGGAACAAAACUACCUAUGGCCCCAUUGCUCCAAAAGACAAGGAUGAUUCAGACAAGAUCCUUCCCAUUGUGCUUCAGCACCUUUGCCCGCCCUACAUCUCCUUCUUUGGACUAGGGGCGGUGUCCGCAGCAGUCAUGUCAUCCGCUGAUUCAUCGAUACUGUCGGCCAGCUCGAUGUUUGCCAGGAAUAUCUAUCAACUUGCUUUGAGGCAGUCGGCCUCAGAUCGUGAGAUCGUUUGGGUCAUGCGUGUGACCAUCUUUGUUUUUGGAGCUAUUGCCACAGCCAUGGCGUUACUGACAGGAUCCGUGUAUGGACUGUGGUACCUGAGCUCUGACCUUGUCUACGUCAUCAUUUUCCCCCAACUUCUCAGUGUGUUAUUUGUCAAGGGCACCAACACAUAUGGGUCUGUGGCAGGCUACAUCUUUGGCUUUUUGCUUCGUAUCGGUGGAGGGGAGCCCUACCUAAAACUUCCUCCAUUCAUCUAUUACCCUAAUUGGGUAAUAGAAGAGAAGAUCCACCAUCUCACUGGAAAUGUUGAGUAUUUUGUCCUGCAGAGGUUCCCCUUCAAGUCCAUGUCCAUGGUGGCGUCUUUCUUGGCGAACGUUGCCUUCUCCUACCUUGCAAAGUAUCUGUUUGAAACUGGAAUGCUGUCACACAAGUAUGACUUCCUGGAUGCUGUGGUGUCCAAGCACAGUAAGGAGAUCAUGGAUAAGGCUACACUAGUGAGCAACACAGAUAACAUCAUUUUGUCAGAGCUGGCGCCUGUCACACAAGCCAUAGGUGCAUCGAUUGCUGGGACUUUCACCAACACUGAGGCUCUCAGCGACGACGAGGGCGCCUCCAGUCCAGAGCCUUUCCACAGCAAAUGAUGGACCUCAAGGCACAAAGUAGAGUCGAAACCAAGGAAUGUGAAAGGAGCAGUACAGGAGGCAUCAGAAUUCUUCUGGAUUCUUGCUACUGCCACACCGGGAGCUACAUCAGAAAAGAACCUGCCUUGGCUUUCUAGUGAUUUCAGAAGUUGGUCAAAUUGUGGUUACUGUGUUUCUUGUUUUUUUGUCAUCCUUCUCUUUUCGAGCUUCCUUUUUUGGUAACAAGACUUCCACUCAGCUCUACCAUCACCUCCUCUGAGUCCAGAAUCACUUUGUCUUGCAAAUUAUUUUAUUUUAUUUUAUUUUCAAUGCUGCUUCUCUGGAGAAACAAUGAUAAGGUUGAGAAAGUUUAUGAAGACUUUAUUGUCAAGGGAUCAGUGCAAUAUUUAACCAAGGAACUGUGACUGUAUCAGCAAGCGCCAUUUGUGCAGUUAAUGUUCAUUCAUGGAUCUACUGCCGACACUAAAUUGGCUAAAGUCACUAAUCCUGGUAGCUUUAGCUUACUUUAAGUUGAAAAUGUGCGUAGUGAAUAAUGUAUAAUAAUACAGCAAUGCUAUUUUAAACUUGCCUUUGCCAAAUAAUGGAUCGGAUUGGCACCAGCAACUCCGUGACCUGGAAAGGGAUUCAGCGGGUUCAGAAGUUGGAUGAAUGGAUGGAUGUUUUAUGGAUAAAUCAUACAGAGCUCAAGGCCUUCGCUUGUUUUGUUUUAUCAGACCUGAGGAGGUUUUCUGAAAAAACCCUGAGUAAUCCCUCUUGUCUAAACAUUUUUAUUUAAUUAUUUUGCAAACCCAAAUAAGACUCAAUUCAAUUUAGAAAAAAACUAUUUGUAAUAACUCCUCAGAACUCUGAAGACCGAUCGCUAAGUCAGCAAAUUUUCAAAGCUCCACUAGCCAAACUUUUGACACAUCAAUUCCAUCAGGACUGUCAAAACUGAAGUACUUGUCAGUUUUUUAGCAACAUGCCUUCCUGUGAUUUGGCUGGACGGCAAAAUCUAAAUCUGACUACAUUUAUUUGACUUCCUGGUGGAAUUGCAUCAAAAGCUAAAACCCAACAUUAGAAUAACAUUUAAAAAGAAAAUCCUUGCUAAUUAUUUUUGCUAAUUAUUAUUUUUGCUACAAAGCCACUAAGUCACUAAGACCCCAAACCUUUGUAGCUAAUAGGAACAACUUGAAAUAUAGUCCUUUACAAUGAAGAAAGCUGCAUUUCCACUUUUUCUUGUUUUUGGCAUCAAAAAUAUGUUGGUGAAGUGCCAAAACAAAAUCACACGACAUGGUUCAGUUUUAGUAGAGGGACCCAGACCCCUAUAUGGAAGCGAUUCUGUUUUCAGUUUGAUAAAACUAUAUUAUGAAUGUAUAAAUGAUAAGGAAAAAACAGAGUACAGAAAAAUAAACUAAUUUAAGAAAGAAAGUAUGAUAUAAAUGGGUGCAUUUUCAAUGUUUAAAAGAUUUGAGUGGUCACCAAGGGUUUGACUUAAUGCAGAUUUAUUUGUUGAAAUGCUGACUUCUUACAAACCGGUGUUACAGCUUUACAUUACUCUCUUUACCAGUGUAUACAAAUGAUUUACAAAUGAUUUUACUUUGUUGAACAUCUACCUUUAGUCAUUCAUAGAACCCUUACUUUACCCAGACACCUUUCCUGAAUGUUGUUUCGAUCAGAAGAUCUGAGCUACUUUCUGUUUCUUUAAAUCAAUAUUCCUUUAAAAAAAAGAGGGAAGAUGUAUUUUAAAUGACACCUUUAUGAACUACGAUCAAACACAUUUUGUGUUUUCUAAAAAUUAAAAAAAGCUGUUCUUAUCCCUUUGAUAUCCAUUAAAGCAGGGAAAAAGUCCAUGAGGUGUAAAAUGCAGCCAAAGUUCUAUGUUCCAAGAUGUGGCAGCUGGUAUAAUUUCUUCCACCUCACACAAUCAACUGUUUUUGCAGUUUAUCCUGUUUUCCUGUGAAGCAAAAAGAUUUGAGUUAGAUUUGAUCUUUUCUUGCUUUUGCUUUUGCAUUUUUAACUAUAUAAAAAAAAAAUUAUAUACAUUUUUUUUCAUUUCAAACUUGUCAAAUGUUAUUCUGGAAAUUGAUUGCACAUUUACAACACAACAACACUAAUAGAAAAUUAACACAUAUGGACUGUGGAAUUUGAUUUCUAAAUCUAAAAAAAAAAAUUAAAUCCAACAAUCAUUGAAAUCAUUAUAUUUAACUAUUAAAAUAAUCAGUGCAAUUUUAACAUUGACAUUAGGGUCUGUUUAUAUAAUUACAGGUAAGUGGUUCUGGGAUACAUGUAGCUGUGCCUUUUGGUGAUUUGUUUCCUCAUCUUAAGACUGUAUUGACUGUCUAGUCCAAACAGGUUUCAGGAAAAAGGAAAAUGGUAGUUUCCUGCUGAGUGGUGUGAACAUGUCCGGUUAUUAUUGAUCCAACUGACAGCUGAUUAGCUUUCGGGACAUUUGAUUAAUGCCACCUAGACAUUUGAAGCAAGGAUCACAAAAAAAAGACCUGAAAUACAUAAACGUCCCAAAACUGUAUCGUCCUGUUAUUUUUCACAUAAGUGUUUCAUCUUCUGUUUGUCUUUAAGCUAUAUUUGCUGUGGGACAUUAAAAAAAACUCAAGAAAGGAUUUUAUGUCUAAGGUUGUGUUUUAAGAACAAAUCUGUUCAUUUCCUUUUUGAAAAAGACUUUGUGAAUGAUAAAAUUGGAACUUAGUUACAUUCAGCUGUUGGUGUAAUUACAACUGAGGAAGAACAGAAUAAUGAUAUUUUAAUUAACAUUCUAGUUUGUUGAAAUUGCAGAUGGAAAUGGUGAAACUUGGUACAAAAAGGAAAAAUACGUGUCUUGGCUUCACAUAAAGCAUUUCCAGCGGUUGAUACAUUGAGAAGGUAACAGGUUUUUCAGUGUAACACUUAGCCAUUUAUGGUUUACAUGUGGAAUUGUUACAUAAAGAAGCUUAAAAUAAAAGAAUACAUUUGAUUUCUCUGGGUAGCACCUUGUGCAUUUGGUAAAUGACAGUUUUGUUAUUGUUCAAAGUUUUAAUCGGUCCUUUUGACUGUUUUGGCUUUUAUCCAAUAUUUGUGACUACAAGUGGAAACUCAAUUACUUGUCUCUUUUUCCUGGAAUAAGAAACUUCACAUAUGUGAGAAAUGUCAGAAAUCAUGUCUGUUUUGUCUUUUGCAUUUCAGUAAAAAACUGUCUUGGAGCAAAGAACAUAAAACAAUUCAUUAAAACACUUCUUGCUUUUCCAUUUUAGGUCUUUUUUAUUGUAAACCUGUGUACAUGUAUCAUUGGUUAUGUAAUGACCAACAUGGUGGCUUUACAAAAGAGAUCCCACACUGUUCCAGCCUUUAAGUUACAGAAUUAUCUCUGUGAUCUGUGUUUAAGCCCACAUCUGACAAAGUAUGCCCCAUCACAGGAAAGACACUGACCACGCACUACCAAAAAACAAAAGCAACCUUAAAAAAAUGGCUGCUGGUCUGAUGCAGUUAGGGGCGGGGGAUGUUACUGGACUCAAACGAAAGUGUUUAUUGUUCUCUGUCUGAUUAGUGUGUAAUGCAGCUGAUCCAGAACUGUAUACCAACAGAAUAAACUUAGUGUCGGCUGUUGGAUUGACACAUUUAUAGAUCUGUCAGAAAAACAACAAUACUGUAUUUUUGUGUGAUAAAUAUACAUGAGAUCAAGAUCUACUUUUAAAUGAUGCAUUAUAAAUGAUGUUUGUCUAUUUGUUUACUCAUGCAGUGUCUAUAAGAGUAUAAAUGUAAAUGUGAAAUCAGUUGAAUAAAUAUUGUCGAUUUCACACAGCC